UGAUCUCAGCUCCCUCCACGGAGCGAACUCGGGCUAGAGGGAUGACGAAUUGAGCCUUGGAAUCUUCCAGGGUGUCGAACCUGAGACCUACUAAACAAUUCAAUAGAUAUCGACCUACUCACCUUUCACCCAGACCAUCUUUCCUGUCACAUACAUCACCGUCACUUAGAUUGUCGCGCAUCAUGUCCGACAGCGGCUCGGGAACAACAGCGACAUCGAAUCGAAAGCGCAAUGGCUACAGAGAGUGCGACGACCCAGAACCUGCGGAUCCUAAUGGAACCGAUCACUCUCCGCCGGACAAUAUCACAUGGCGGGACCGUGUCGCUCACUUCACCUGGCCUUGGUUCGCAUGCACAAUGUCUACCGGUGCGGUAGCUGUGGUACUGUCUAAUACCCCGAAUCAAUUCACUGGUCUGCAAACUAUCGGCAAAAUCUUCUUUAUCCUGGCUCUUGUCCUGUUUGUUAUCUUCACCAUUACCAUCACGAUCCGCUUCAUCCUAGUUCCGCAAAAGUUCCUCGCUUCGCUGCAUCAUCCUGUCGAAUCGCUGUUCUUCGGAAGUUACUGGGUCUCGAUUAGUUUACUUCUCAAUUGCAUACAUCUGUACGGUGUGCCGAAUACUGGACCUUGGCUUAUCAAAACAUUGGAAAUUCUCUUUUGGAUUUACUGCGCUGUUGUGCUGAUUGUCGGUAUUGGACAAUACUACAUCCUUUUCCAGCUGGAGCGUCUGAGUGUCAACAAUGCCAUGCCUGCUUGGAUCUUCCCCAUCUACCCCUUACUUGUCGUCGGGCCGCUGGCUAGCACGCUGGUGCCCAAUCAACCACACUCAGCCGCUGUUCCAAUGUGGAUCGGCGGAGUCAUGCUUCAAGGCGUCGGAUGGUGUGUCGCUCUCAUGAUGUAUGCUAUCUACACACAAAGAUUGAUGGUCAGCGCCCUCCCUGACCCUUCGACUCGCCCUGGUAUGUACGUCUCUGUCGGACCUGCCGGAUACACUGCACACGCACUCAUCUCUCUCGGUCGACAAGCACCAGCGGUGUUUGGAAACAGAGAGAUGUUCGGUAUCACCACGCUUCCUGUCGGAGAUGUGAUCAAGAUCAUUGGUAUCCUCGCUGGCUUCUUUGUGAUUCUCUUUUCUUUCUGGUUCUUCUGUGUGUCCACGGUCUCGGUUCUUGCUGGCAUCAAAGAGAUGGAUUUCACAUUGAACUGGUGGGCAUUCGUCUUCCCCAACGCCGGUCUGACGCUUGCCGCCAUUCAAGCUGGAAGUGUUUUGAACAGUUCUGGCAUCAAUGGCAUUUGCAGCGCAUUGACCAUUGGACUGGUCAUCAUGUGGAUAGUCUGUGCUAUCGCACAUAUCCAAGCUGUCAGGAAGGGAAAUGUCAUGUGGCCUGGAAAGGACGAAGACAAGACGAUGAACGGAAUUAGAUGGGGAGCACACGCUGCCUGAUGACGCUGCUGGUCUGGGUCAUUCUUCUGUUGUGUACUUAAAUUGUAAUCAUAUUCUUUAUAAUCCCAUGUUUGCCCUCUAAUUCUCUAAGGCACUAAUUUCGUACUCUAGAGUUUAAUGUGGAAUCACAAUCUGGCGCCUUCUGGCAAUGUUGUUGCUAUACGAUGUGAGCUCGCAAUGCAGGUCGAGCGAUUUCGAGAUCAAAAGCUGAACACGACUUUUGGCCGCUCGGGAAAGAUAUUUCGCCGCGAUUCACACACCUUACGCGUCGUGUUCAACAGCGACAUCGCUCUUUAGAUCAACCAGUCGAUUGUUUCUCCUUUGCUCUGCGUC
Messenger RNA from Aureobasidium subglaciale EXF-2481, 1775 nucleotides. RefSeq lists its product as uncharacterized. Gene Ontology annotation, molecular function: malate transmembrane transporter activity. The record is from RefSeq and is a predicted model, not a curated record. Gene Ontology annotation, biological process: malate transmembrane transport. The coding region runs from base 183 to 1442 and encodes 419 amino acids. The transcript has a single exon. Gene Ontology annotation, cellular component: membrane. Lineage: Eukaryota; Fungi; Ascomycota; Dothideomycetes; Dothideales; Saccotheciaceae.